This is a messenger RNA of Styela clava, 882 nucleotides long. Its product is annotated as cilia- and flagella-associated protein 95-like. NCBI's taxonomy places the organism in Eukaryota, Metazoa, Chordata, Ascidiacea, Stolidobranchia, Styelidae. Gene Ontology annotation, cellular component: plasma membrane. The record is from RefSeq and is a predicted model, not a curated record.
UGGAAUGAUUUCAAAGGGCUCUACGGUAAUUUCUGAAAUUAUUGUAUGGUUGAUUGCUCGCGAGUCUCCAUAGCAACAUAUGCCGCGAAAUUAUCCCAGAGUUUCAGUCGGCUCUGUUUUUUCUUAGUUUUAUUGGAACAUAACGUAAAAAAUGGAUUACAUGGUAAUACCAGACUUCGUAGAAAGGAAAGGAUCUUUAUACCUGAGAUCUGAUCAUAUGAACUACAGCAGGGCAACGCUGAAUUCAAAUUGGCAUCAAGCUCGUGAAGCAGAACCUAAGAAUUAUGACAUCAACGUCUUUCCUAAACCACCUGGUAGAAAUCUACACACGGCUACGUAUGAAAGAAUUGGACAUUUAAAGAGUAAAGGCUUGCCAAACACAACAACAAAAUCAGCACUGGAGCAGAUCUCUUUAAAACCAGAUUUUACCGAACGUGAAACUAGAAAAAGUAUGGUUGACGUUGCUUCAUUUGGACAUGCUAUUAUUGACAGAGAACUUGAUGCCCCAUCUCGUGGAUUUGGAGCUGUUCUGCCAAGACAUCACCCAGACUAUGAUAAACUACAUUUAGAAACAACACACAAGGCAGACUUCACGCCUCCUUACCCAUAUGAUCCAGCACCAGAACGUCCACCAGAUUUCCCAGACAAUUCGAAAGCCCACAGGCGAUACCAGUCACAGUUCACGGAUACAGCAGACUACAGAAGAUCAGGGAGGAACACUUGGCAAGAUGAAUCAGGAGUUUAUGGGAACACUGAGGACAAAAGAACAGUGUUCCCCCGCACCAAUCCCAUUCCUGAGAGACUAGUACAAGGACUGAAAUGAAAUUUGCAAUAUCUUUAUUUUUGUAUGAAAUUUUAAAUAUGAAAUGCUGUAUAAAUAAA